Molecule: messenger RNA, 306 nt
Organism: Sphenostylis stenocarpa
Lineage: Eukaryota; Viridiplantae; Streptophyta; Magnoliopsida; Fabales; Fabaceae
Source: the annotation of a GenBank genome assembly
GACGUAGGAUAUGCAAGCGGGAGAGAAAAGCACUCCUCAGCUUCGAACAGAGUAUCUGAGAUUACUAUGGCAUGCUGUCUACAUGGGGGGACGAUGAGUGAUUGGUGCAAAUGGGAAGACUUGGAAAUUGAAGCAAUCAAUGGAUCCAUUGAUGUUGAUGUCACUUUUGUUGACCAAGACUUACUGCAGACAUAUGAGUUCUGCAGAAAAAGAGGGAGAGGAAUUAAGGAAUUGAAAAAAAAUGAAAAUAUCUCUGCUUGUGGCUACGAGAGGACGCGGGUCAUGCUCAGUUUAUCAUCUAUUCUG